AUGGGAGGCCGCCUUGACCUUCUCUUAGGAGUGGUGCUCAUGGUCAGUCCUGUGUUUGGAAUUUCUUCCUGCUCCUUUGAUGGUCAGAUAGCCUUAUAUCGUUCCUGCAACCUCACCCAGGUCCCCCAGGUCCUCAACACCACCGAGAGAUUCCUGCUAAGCUUCAACUACAUCAGGAAAGUCACUUCCUCAUCAUUCCCCUACCUGGAGCAGCUGCAGCUGCUAGAGCUGGGGACCCAGUGGACCCCCUUGACUAUUGACAAGGAGGCCUUCAUAAAUCUGCCCAACCUUAAAAUCUUAGACCUGGGCAAAAGCCAGAUCGACUUCUUGCAUCUGGAUGCUUUUCAGGGAUUGUCCCAUCUAUUUGAACUUAGACUAUUUGCCUGUGGUCUCUCUGAUGCUGUAUUACGAGAUGGUUAUUUCAGAAAUUUAAACUCUUUAAUUCGCUUGGAUCUGUCAAAAAAUCAGAUUCACAGCCUUUACCUUCAUCCUUCAUUUGGGGAACUGAAUUCCUUAAAGUCCAUAGAUUUUUCCCUCAACCAGAUAUCCAUUGUCUGUGAGAACAACCUAAAGCUCCUCCAAGGGAAAACACUCUCCUUUUUAAGCCUCGCAGCUAAUAGCCUAUAUAGCAAAGUCUCCAUGGACUGGGGGAAAUGUAUGAACCCAUUCAGAAACAUGGUGCUGGAAACCUUAGAUGUUUCUGGCAAUGGCUGGACAGUGGACAUCACAGGAAACUUCAGCAAUGCCAUUAGUGGAAGCCAGACUUCCUCACUGAUUCUUUCCUACCACAUCAUGGGUUCUGGAUUUGGCUUCAAUAACCUCAAAGAUCCUGACCAGAACACAUUUGCUGGCCUGGCCCGAAACUCUGUGAUACGUCUGGAUCUUUCAUAUGGGUUUAUCUUCUCCCUGAACCGUCGACUCUUUGAGACACUCAAGGACUUGAAGGUUCUAAAUCUUGCCCACAACAAGAUAAACAAGAUUGCACGUGAAGCAUUUAAUGGACUUGACAACCUCCAAGUUCUCAAUAUGUCACAUAACCUUCUGGGGGAACUUUACAAUUCAAAUUUCUAUGGACUACCUAAGGUAGCCUAUGUUGAUCUGAAAAAUAAUCACAUUGGGGUAAUUCAAGACCAAACUUUCAGAGUCCUGGAAAACUUAAGUACCUUGGAUCUCCGGGACAACGCUCUUAAAACCAUUAAUUUUAUUCCAAGCAUAUCUGAUAUCUUCUUGAGCAGCAAUAAACUGGUGACUUUGCCAAACAUCAGCCUUACAGCCAGCUUCAUCCACUUAUCAGAAAACAGGUUAGAACAUUUGGAUGUUCUGUACUUUCUUCUCCAAGUGCCUCGCCUCCAGAUUCUCAUUUUAAAUCAAAAUCGCUUAUCCUUUUGUAGCCAAAGUCAGAGCACUUCAGAGAAUCCAAGUUUGGAACAACUUUUCCUUGGAGAAAAUAUGUUACAGCUUGCCUGGGAAACUGGACUGUGCUGGAAUGUUUUUAAGGGACUUUCCCAUCUCCAAGUUCUGUAUUUGAAUAAUAACUACCUUAAUUUCCUCCCACCAGGAAUAUUUAGCAGUCUGAUCGCAUUAAGGGGACUGAGCCUCAACUCCAACAGGCUGACCGUUCUUUCCUUUGGUGAUUUACCUGCUAAUUUAGAAAUCCUGGAUGUAUCCAGAAACCAGCUCCUAGUUCCCAGCCCUAAUUUAUUUUUAUCACUUAGUGCCUUGGAUAUAACGCAUAAUAAGUUCAUUUGUGAGUGUGAACUUAGCACUUUUAUCAGUUGGCUUAAUCAUACCAAUGUCACUAUAUUUGGGUCUCCUGCAGACAUCUACUGCAUGUACCCUAACUCGCUCUUUGGGGUUUCCCUUUACUCUGUGUCCACGGAAGAUUGUGAUGAAGAGGAAGUCUUAAAGUUCCUGACAUUUUCCCUUUUCAUCUUAUUCACUGUCAUUCUGACUCUGUUCCUCGUGGCCAUCCUUGUAGUCACGAAGUUCCGAGGCUUUUGUUUUGUCUGUUAUAAGACAGUCCAGAGACUGGUGUUCAAGGGCCAUCCGCAGGGAACAGCACCUGAUACAUACAAAUAUGAUGCUUAUUUGUGCUUCAGUAGCAAAGACUUUGAAUGGGUACAGAAUGCUUUGCUCAAACACCUGGACACUCAGUAUAGCACCCAAAACCAACUGAACCUGUGCUUUGAAGAAAGAGACUUUGUUCCAGGAGAAAACCACAUCGCCAACAUCCAGGAUGCCAUCUGCAGCAGCAGAAAGAUUGUUUGUCUUGUGAGCAGACACUUCCUUAGAGAUGGCUGGUGUCUGGAAGCCUUCAGUUAUGCCCACGGCAGGUGCUUGUCUGACCUUAACAGUGCCCUCAUCAUGGUGGUGGUUGGGUCCCUGUCCCAGUACCAGUUGAUGAAACAUCAACCCAUUAGGGGCUUCAUACAUAAAAAGCAGUACUUGAGGUGGCCUGAGGAUCUCCAGGAUGUUGGCUGGUUUCUUAAUAAACUGUCUCAACAGAUACUAAAGAAAGAAAAAGAAAAGAAGAAAGACAAUAAUAACAUUCAGUUGCAAAGUGUUGCAACUAUCUCCUAAGCAAAGAACAGUUUCCAACUAUCUCAAGCCACAAAUAACUCUUUAUUUUGUUUUUGCACCAAGUUACCAUCUGGGAGUCCUUUCUGGAGGUUUUUUUUUCUACUAUGAAAAUAACAUAAAUCUCUUGAUGUUCAUAUCAA
Carlito syrichta (Philippine tarsier) is the source of this 2720-nucleotide messenger RNA. RefSeq names its product toll like receptor 5 (gene TLR5). Lineage: Eukaryota; Metazoa; Chordata; Mammalia; Primates; Tarsiidae. Gene Ontology annotation, molecular function: protein binding; transmembrane signaling receptor activity. The coding region runs from base 1 to 2580 and encodes 859 amino acids. The record is from RefSeq and is a predicted model, not a curated record. Gene Ontology annotation, biological process: immune response; inflammatory response; toll-like receptor signaling pathway. Gene Ontology annotation, cellular component: membrane. The transcript has a single exon.